Molecule: messenger RNA, 1126 nt
Organism: Ceutorhynchus assimilis (cabbage seed weevil)
Lineage: Eukaryota; Metazoa; Arthropoda; Insecta; Coleoptera; Curculionidae
Source: the annotation of a GenBank genome assembly
UUUGAAAUGUAGGCAAGUUUUUAGACUUUAAGAAAAAUGCAAUAAAUUUGAUCUUAUCAGUAUUGAGUGACAGAGGACUUAUAUAAAUAUUGGAUAGGAUGGGUGCCACUAACUUGAAAGUACCUAUCGUAAAAUCAAUUAGUUUUUCAUAUCAAGAUAAGACCUAAUUUCAAUAGGAGCGUCUUGAUCUGUUUUUUUCUUUUUAAGUAUAUAAUACCAUUCCUGCAAAAGGCGGCCUUGUAUCCUUUAUCGUUCUUGAAGUCUCUCACUUGUUUAAGUAGUUCUCGUUUUUUGACAGGGAGAUCAUAUCAUGUCCAUUAUGUUAUCUGAUAUGAUGGGUGAGAACGAUGAUGACAAUAGUGAAUUGAGUGAACACGCUAGAUUCCUAACUAAAGCUAACGGUUACAUACCUGCCGUAGGUGCAUUUCUCCUGACACCGUCGCACGAUUUAAGUUUGGACAAAGCUGCGAAUAUUUGCGACAAAUUAAACUUCAGAGGAAGUUUUAGCUUGACCAAAACCGCUACUGGAAUAUUGUUUAAGUUUUCCGAACCUGACGAUUAUCAGCAAGUGUUUAGGAAAGGAUUUCAUAAGGUUACCGGUGGACGUUUAUACAGAAAAGUGGCGAUACCUUGCAGACCUCAAAAAACCUUCUCACUUCUGGUCCACGAAAUACCCAUUGACCUUCCAGAGGAUGACAUCAGGGCCAGUUUAUACAGAUUCGCUUCCGUGGUCGAAGUCACCAGACUUCAAUCCCGUUUAGAACAACCACCAGGCACACCAAAUCCUAUAAGAAUUACUGUGGCCUCGCUAGAUGAGUACAACACCCUGUUGCAACAAGGCUUAGAUUUCUACGGUGCUACAUAUUUCCCAACGGAACCUUUGAAGAAAGACAUGUUGAAAGGUAGCAAAGAAGGCCUGUUGCCGGUUUUCGAUUCGGCGGGGUUCUCCAGGAUUCCGCCACCGCCCAGUCGUACCCUCAAACCGCAACGUUCCUGAAAGGCAAACACGAGAUUCGAAGGACUAUAAUAGAAUUUUUUAGGCGCAGGCUUUAACUUAUUGUCACUUUAUAAAAUUUGUUUUUUAUGUCAUAAAUAAAUGGUGCACAUUUCAAUAAUAAAUGUUUAA